This is a messenger RNA of Angiostrongylus costaricensis, 939 nucleotides long. Lineage: Eukaryota; Metazoa; Nematoda; Chromadorea; Rhabditida; Metastrongylidae. The record is from the annotation of a GenBank genome assembly.
AUGAUUUAUUAUUUAUUACUCGAGAAUUUUAAGGAAGUGUUAGCGAAGAAUAUUGGUGCGAAGGUUCUUCUCGCGGCAGUGACUCAUCCUCUCACCUGUGUGAAAACGCUCAUUCAGCUUGGUCACGAACCAUUCCCGUUGUCAACCGGAAAAACACUGAUUGUUGCUGGACGUAAUGCCUAUUUCCUCCCAAACGCGUUUAGCUAUGCUAGCCAGUUGGCACAUGCACGUGGUAUGGGCGUGCUAUUCACGGGAAUUGAUUCUGCCAUAUGUUCUAUCAUUAUUCAGGGAAUAACAUCCUAUCAAACGAGAAAGUACAUUGACACCUACUAUCCGGAAAUUGGUGGUAAACCUGAAAACGAGAAUGAGGAGGAGAAGUCCAUUACUAAUCAUCAGUCUCUAAAACGACAUUUGCGCGGAGCAAUUCGUGAGUCUUUCGUUCGUGUGGUAACUUUGACAGUAGCUAGACCGUUAACAGUGGCGAUGAUUCGUCAGAUUGCACAACUUAUCGGAAGUGAAACCAAAUACCGUGGAGUAGUGCCAACCAUACAUGUUAUCGGCCUUGAGGAAGGUCCUCCUGGUUUGUUUAGCGGUCUUGUACCACAACUAGUGGGAGAAGUUAUUGUUGUUUUUGGUACUGCUGCACUCGUGUUUGCAGCAGAGAGAGCGUUCGUUCAUUCUGGUAUGUAUGAGAAGAAGGAUGAAAAGAGUGUAAAGGUAAGAGGGUUUGAUCAAUUGUUUAAAUCGUGCUGUGGCCUUGCUGUGUCUUUCCUUCCAUAUGCACCAUCAUUUGUGAACUGGCAUUCCGCAUGGGAUUAUUUAUCACCUUACGGUUUGAAGAGGGGAGCUCGAUUGUUCCUUCGUGAGCAAUGUGGAGCCGUGUCUGUUGGCCCAGAUCAUCAACUGUACGCAAAUAACAAAUAUUUCACACAAAUAUAG